This is a messenger RNA of Toxorhynchites rutilus septentrionalis, 1295 nucleotides long. Its product is annotated as borealin-like. NCBI's taxonomy places the organism in Eukaryota, Metazoa, Arthropoda, Insecta, Diptera, Culicidae. The transcript has 4 exons. Gene Ontology annotation, biological process: mitotic sister chromatid segregation. Gene Ontology annotation, cellular component: chromosome, centromeric region; spindle midzone; chromosome passenger complex. The coding region runs from base 214 to 1203 and encodes 329 amino acids. The record is from RefSeq and is a predicted model, not a curated record.
ACUUACAUCAAAUUGUCACAAAGGCGCCUUUCUGUGCAACGUUGGAAGAGCAUCAACGAAUGUAGCAAACGAUUUUAAUUCUAUGGUUUUAAUAUAAAUAGACAAUUUUCGUAUAGUGUUGAGUGAGUAUUUAUAAGUGUUAUUGCUUUAGAACAAUUCUGUUAAAAAUUCAUUUCCUCCCGUCUGUGAUAAUUUGUGAAUAACAUUGCCAAAAUGGUUCGUACGAAGCCAGCCCGCAACGGCAACACAAAACGGAAUCGAACGAGCUUCCAGGAGGAAAAAGUAAACGCCAAAUUGCGCGAAUAUGAUAUUUUGGCGGACAGCCUACUUGUUUCUUUGGAAUCGCUAAUGAAUGAUACAUCGGAGGAGCUUUCCCGGAUGAUAAGAACGGAGAAGAAUCGAAUGCCCAAACGGAUACUCCAGAUGCGCAUGGGUGAUCUUAGGUUGUUAACUGGAGCGUCGACAUUCGCUGAUCUGGAUAAGCUCGCGAUCGAGUCCUGUGAUGGUAUAAGUUCGAUUAACACGAGUCAAUUUUCCCAAAGUUUUCAUCGUGGAGGUAAAGAAAAGACUGAAAAAAAGCUCUCAAAAGCGGAUGAAGGUUAUCUUACAGAGGACAGUACCAGCAGCCGUACCUCGGAUUUGCUUGCUUCAGCAAAGGCUCGCCCGUAUGGUCCUCUUGCUUCUGCAAUGAAAAAUCGUCGCCGCAGUAAAUCCGUUUCAGCUCAACCUACACCGUCCAAAGGCCAUUCCUCGAUUUUGCUCGGAAUCAAAUCGAAGAAAACAUUCGGCUCCAAUCAAAGCAUCGCUGGGGACAGCAAUCGUCUUUCGCGGUCAAAAUUCCGAACACCGGCCAUCGGUAAUCGGAUGCAGGCUGUCAGUGCUGAUCGUGGUAUGAGUUUGAUAACGCCCAAAGUUCAGCCAAAUACUCCGAUGGCGAUCCUCAGGCAUGCACGACUUGGUGAAUCCGUAUAUUCGGUAACCGGAAGCCCCGUUAUUACCUCUUCGAUGAUAGAAGAAACUGCCAAUGUUAACAUUCCUGUCGCUAAUGGAGUGCUAUCGAUACGUCCAACUGAGUUAGAUUGCGUUGAUCCGGGUCUGCUGCAGAAGAUCGACUCGGAUACUCUGGAACACUUAAAGAAGCUACAGUCAAAUCUUAACAUGAUAAUGCAAAUUGCGGAACAGCAGAACUCACAAAAGACUUAGAUUUUUUUUUAGUUUUUAUAUCAGUAUUUCUUUUUUUUCCUAGAAAUGAAUUUUUUUUAUGAUGAAUCAUGAAUAAUAUUUAAUAAACGGAA